Molecule: messenger RNA, 649 nt
Organism: Drosophila novamexicana
Lineage: Eukaryota; Metazoa; Arthropoda; Insecta; Diptera; Drosophilidae
Exons: 2
Coding region: 97-612 (171 amino acids)
Source: RefSeq, a predicted model, not a curated record
GAAGCCACUAACCCAAAUUCCAUCCAAACCAAAAAUCGUUUCUUUUCAUUUAUUUUAUUUGAUAUUUUUUUUCGCGUGUUUUGAUUGCGCCCAAAAAUGCCGCAAGUGAUUCUCUCGUUACUUUUGCUGGGCGCUUGCGCACUCGCUGCGCCCACGCAGCACCAAAAGCAGCAGUCGCCAUCGUUGUCGCAGUCGCCGUCGCAGCGCGCCACCGAUCUCGUCUAUACACCGAUCACGUCUGUAACGGAUGCUACUCGCUACACGUCCAAAAAUCCAGGAGUGGAGCUACUCGCCCUAAACAAGGUGAAGCAUGCCAAGGGCAAUAUUGUGUUCAGUGCCGGCGAGCGAAUAACGGGCGAUAAGCUGUUGGUCAACAGCUAUGAUGACGAGAGCUUCACCACCACCGUGGAUAUUGAGGUAGAGAUGACAUAUUCAUCGAGCAGCGGUACAGGCGUUACCUUGACCAGCAUUGAGAUCUAUGUGGACACAUCGGCGGAUGAUGCUGAUGCCUAUUUUAUUAAUGGCGGCAUUGGCAAGAGCAAGGCAUCCAUAUUGCUGGCCUGCAAUCAGACGCGCACAUUCUCGUAUGAGGCCUUCUUCUAUGGUUACUAGACUAAAGAGACCUAAUUUGAGAGCAAAUAAAACAACA